Messenger RNA from Euleptes europaea (tarantolino), 720 nucleotides. It is a transcript of the gene TSLIG2, whose product is annotated as chromosome 16 C2orf49 homolog. The record is from RefSeq and is a predicted model, not a curated record. The transcript has 4 exons. Gene Ontology annotation, biological process: embryonic morphogenesis. Bases 4 to 699 code for a protein of 231 amino acids. Gene Ontology annotation, cellular component: tRNA-splicing ligase complex. Lineage: Eukaryota; Metazoa; Chordata; Lepidosauria; Squamata; Sphaerodactylidae.
AAGAUGGCGGCGCGCGGGGCCCUGGAGCCGUCUGGGCGGGAAGGAGGCGGCGCGGGCGCGGGCCUCCUCCUCCUCCACCCGGAGCUGCUCUCGCAGGAGUUCUUGCUGCUGACGCUGGAGCAGAAAAAUAUACCAGUAGAAGAUGAAGUGAAAAUCAGUAAAGAAGUCCUCACUGAUCUUUAUGUUCAGCACGUUAUACCAUUGCCUCAGCGGACCUUGCCUAACACAAGAUGGGGGAAAUUGAUGGAAAAGAAAAGAAGUCCGGAGGCGUUGAAAUAUGUUGAGAGCACUUCUACUGUGGAGAAUCUAAGGAAACGGCCUCUCAUUGUGUUUGACGGUAGUUCAACACGUACAAGUAUAAAAAUAAGGAAGACAGAGAAUGGAGCUGUUGAUCGUCUAAAAUCACUUACAGCUGGAAGCACCAGUACUACUUGUAGGAGACUAUCGGGUCCUUCAAAUUCGUCUAUAUGCACAUCAGCCUCCAUUUUACCACUGGACGUUAACGAGGCCAAGAAGAACAAUAUUAUAAUUAAUAACAGCAGUAUAACGUCUAGUCAGAAGGCACCACUAUUAGUGUCUGCUACAGGACCUACAGUUGUGAAAUUAAAGAGGACUGCUCCAAAAGAAGAAUCAGAUACAGCAAAUGGUCUACCACCCAUUGAAGCAAAAAAGAAGAUCCAGCAUGUAACAUGGCCGUGAAUCUGUAAGGUGCUUGGCAUG